Salvelinus sp. IW2-2015 is the source of this 763-nucleotide messenger RNA. Its product is annotated as guanylate-binding protein 3-like. The record is from RefSeq and is a predicted model, not a curated record. Gene Ontology annotation, molecular function: GTPase activity; GTP binding. Lineage: Eukaryota; Metazoa; Chordata; Actinopteri; Salmoniformes; Salmonidae.
AUGAACCCAAGUGUUAGAGAGUUCUGGCUCCAGUCCGGUCCGGUCAAAAAACAGGAGACGCUCCACUCUUCAAGAACGGAGAAAAUAAAGGAUCUCCGGACUACAGUGAUGAGGGAACCAGUGUAUCUGAUUGAGGCGACUCAACAAAGAUUGCACAAUUCAACCGCCCUCGGUUAUGUCCAGUCUGACCAGGCAGUUUCUACAGUGAUGAUGGAGGAACCAGUGUGUCGGAUUAAGAACGACAUCGCUCGUGUGUUUGAGCCCCUGGAGGAGGCUUUGAGUCAUGGAUCCUAUAUUCACCCAGGAGGUUACAAAGACUUCCAUGACGACCUACAGAAGCUAACCAAGCAAUACAGAACAGAGAGAGGCAGAGGAGUUAUGAGUGAGGAACUAUUGAGAGAAUAUCUGGACGAGAAGGCUAGAGUGGGGAACACUAUCCUCUUGGUCGACCAGACUCUCAGCAAAGAAGAACACAAAAGUGAAGUGGAGAGGGUAAAGGCAAGGAGGCAGCAGAACAGGCUCGGAGAGCGGCAGAAGAGCAGAUUCAGAUUCAGCAACAGCUGAUGGAAAAGAUUGCAAAAGAACGAGAGAUCAACAAACAGGAAUAUAAACAAGUGCUGGAUGCCAGACUUAAGGAGCUGAAGGACCUAACGGAUAAAGGCUUUAAGGAAAUAGGGGAUAUACAUGAAGAAACAAAAACGGCAUUCAAAGUAACGAUAAUCCAACUUCUCAAAAUAAUGUCUCCAAAAUGCUAGGAUGGAGU